AUGGUGCUGCUGUCGGGGGACGGGGAGCAGCUGGCCGGGGAGAGGGUCUGCCCCGCGCCGGCGGCGGAGAAGGAGCUGCCGGGCGCUGAGGCGGAGAGCGGCCCCGAGGAGGGGGCGGCGGGGACGGCCGCCGAGGGGCCGGAGGAGGAGGAGGAGGAGGAGGAGGAGGACUGCGAGGAGUACGAGGACUUCUCCGAGCUGCCCGACACCUGCAGCAUCGCCUCGGACGACUCCUUCUACCCGCCGAGGGGGCUGGAGGACGAGGAGGAGGAGGAGGAGGACCGCUGGUCCCUGGAGCGGGGGGAGCCCGACAGCCCCGAGGCGCUCAGCCUCUUCCGAGCCUGCUGCACCAACAACGCCGUCGUGCUCAGGGCGCUCAUCCGCCAAGGCCCCGAGGAGGACGAGGUGCGGGAGACCGACCGCAACCGCCGGAAUGGUCUUAUUGUUGCCUGUUACCAAGGUUACGUGGAUAUUGUAAUAGCCUUAGCACAAUGCCCUCACCUUGAUGUGAACUGGCAGGACAACGAAGGGAACACUGCUCUCAUUACAGCUGCACAGGCGGCACUGAUGAAAUCUGCGAUGCAGGGCCGAACUGAAUGUGUGAAAGCCUUGAUGCUGGCAGGGGCAAAUGUUCACGCGACUGACCCAAGCCGUGGACUGACUUCAUGGGAAUGGGCUUGUUACACAGGAAGAUCAGAGUCUGCCUUCAUCAUGCAAAAGCUGAUGGACAGGCCAUGCCCGGAACAGUUUUGUGAUCAAUAUAAACCAGAAUGGCCAAAGAUGAAGGAACUUCUUGCCAAGGCCGCAGAGCCAAAAAGCUGUUUGCAGAGGAUUUCUGAGUGCAUGAGGGCAGCUUUCCCAUUCCGGUCUUUCUACGGCCCAGAAGAAGACGGGGUCCUCGACCACAUGGUGAAGGUGACAACAAGCUUGGGCAGUCCUUUCAUUGCUCUGUCGUGCCGGACUGUGUGCCCAGGGAGCCCACCUUCUGUGGGGAAACGCAGACUGGCUGUGCAAGAAAUCCUUAGGAAGCAGAGAGCCGAGGAGAUCCGAUCUCAGGACAAAGAUCACUUUAGCAGCUAUGAGAAGCUAUUUCAGAACUCCAAGGUCACACUGAUCCCCAAGAAGAAGGACCGGCGAGCCAGCUUGCAGCCCAUCAGCCUUGCAGUCUCUCAAGUGAACACCAUAGCUACUAGGAAAGCCAGCCUCUUGCCGCUCCACCUACUUAGACGGAGCAGCGUCAGGCCGGGAUUUGUCAUCCCCAAAGUCCGUAUCAGCAAAGCUCCUCCACCCACCUUCCAGCCAGAAAAGGCGAGAAGGAGGAGCAGUGCGAAGGAUGACCCUUAUUUGCAGAUUCCCAAAUGGAGAUACAAGGAGCUGAAAGAGGAGCGGAAGAAGGCGGAGGAACAGGAGAAGAAAAAAGCAGCAGAGGCUCAAAAGCAGAGGCAGGUGUCUCCUGCCAGAUGCAGGACCUGAUUUAAGGGCAAUUGCUUGGAAGGUUUUAGAGCCUUUAGUCUUGUUAUCUGAGCAAGAUAACAGACUGAAUGCCUUCGUGCAUGCCCACUGCUCACAGAGCUGGAAUACUGAGUAAUGGCCUUUAAGGUGCAGAAACAGGGCAAGGGCUAUGCCACAGUG
This is a messenger RNA of Haliaeetus leucocephalus (bald eagle), 1632 nucleotides long. RefSeq names its product ankyrin repeat domain 33B (gene ANKRD33B). The coding region runs from base 1 to 1473 and encodes 490 amino acids. The transcript is spliced from 4 exons. Gene Ontology annotation, molecular function: protein binding. The record is from RefSeq and is a predicted model, not a curated record. NCBI's taxonomy places the organism in Eukaryota, Metazoa, Chordata, Aves, Accipitriformes, Accipitridae.